AUGUCUAACACAGGUUCCUCCAACCCACUUCAGCACCCGAUCCAAGCUGUGGCUUCGGCCAUGGGCGUAGCUGGCGCAGAUCCGCUUCCCACUCAAAGGACUACGCUCUUCCAGGGCGCCAAUGAUGGUCCUGCCGUGACCGCAGCAAAGAUCACUGGCGUUACUGAAGGUGGAAAUAGAAAGGAUGAUGCCCCUUAUCACACUAACAAUGAAGGUAUCCCUUGGCCUGAUAUCGCACAUAGUAAGAACGUGGGCGGAUUGCCGUUGGUGAGCGAUACCUUUUUGUUGCAGAAGCAGCAGACGUUCAACAGGAGCAAGACUUUGGAGAGAAUGGUGCACCCCGCUGGUUCAGGGGCGUUUGGAUACUUUGAGUGUACUAAGGAUAUGUCGCAUCUCACUAAGGCAGGUCUUUACACUGAAAUCGGGAAGAAGACUCCAAUUUUCAUUCGCUUCUCCACCGUCACCUUUGGCAAAGAGUUCCCCGACUCUGGUCGAAAUCCUCGCGGUUUUGCCAUUAAGCAUUACACCGAGGAGGGAAACUACGAUAUCGUUGGUCUUAACUGGCCGAUCUUUUUUUGCCGUGACCCAAUUCAAGGACCCGAUGUGAUCCGUUCUCAACAGAGAAAUCCGGCAAAUUUUUUGCUGGACUAUAACAGUUUAUUUGAUUUCUUGGCAAAUGUCCCUGAGAGUAAUCACGCGGGCAUGAUGUUCUUCAGCAAUCAUGGAACCCCUAAGGGAUGGAGAUACGAGCAUGGUUAUGGAUGUCAUACUUUCAAAUGGGUUAAUAAAAAUGGAGACUUUGUCUAUAUUAAGUACCAUUUCAUUGCAGACCAUGGCCAGAAGCAGUUUACCUGGCCAGAGGCUAUUCGUAUGUCUGGCGAGGACCCCGACUACGCUAAGAGGGAUCUCUGGCAAGCCAUCGAGAGAGGUGAGAAAAUUACUUGGACCGCGAAAGUCCAGAUCAUGAAGCCCGAGGAGGCCGAUCCUGUCAAACUUGGGUUUGACCCCUUUGACGUGACCAAAAUUUGGCCCAGAGGCCAAUUCCCAAUGCAAGAUUUUGGUAGACUUGUUCUAAACAAAAACCCUGAGAACUACCACCGUGAUGUCGAGCAAGCUGCUUUCUCGCCUGGCAGCAUGGUCCCCGGAAUCGAGGACAGCCCUGACAUGCUGCUCCAAUUCCGCACAUUCUUCUACCGUGACGCGCAGUAUCACCGCCUCGGUGUAAAUCUUCACCAGGUCCCCGUCAACUGCCCAUUCAUGUCCCAGUCCUACUCCAGCAUCAAUUUUGAUGGUCCCUUACGUGCCGACGCCAAUACUGGUGGCAACCCACACUACGUUCCCAACAGCUUUGACAAGCGCUACCGACCUGACACCGCCGAAGCGCCGUACCAAGUUGCGGAUGCCGUUGUCUCUCGCCAGGGACACCACUACUCUGAGGGAACCAUGAAGGAGUACGAACAGGCGCGUGAGCUCUACACUCGUGUGAUGAGCCCUAAGGAGCGUGCUGAUCUACACGCCAAUACAGCAGGAGUUCUGAAAUUGGUUGAUUAUGAGAUUAUCCAGGUGAACUACCUUUCGCAGUGCUAUUGCAUCGACAAUGGAUAUGCGAAGGCAAUCUAUGAUUUGCUUCCUGAGAAGAGAUUCGACUUCAAGCAGGUUGUGGACGCUUCAAAGACUGCAAUGUCUCGCGGAAAGGAAAAGAAGUUUAUGCCGUUUGCUGAGCACCACCGCUUGGUCGGAGGAAAGCCUACUCUCCCGACUUAUGGGGCGUAG
This is a messenger RNA of Morchella sextelata, 1773 nucleotides long. RefSeq lists its product as uncharacterized. Lineage: Eukaryota; Fungi; Ascomycota; Pezizomycetes; Pezizales; Morchellaceae. Gene Ontology annotation, molecular function: heme binding; catalase activity. The record is from RefSeq and is a predicted model, not a curated record. Bases 1 to 1773 code for a protein of 590 amino acids. The transcript is spliced from 8 exons. Gene Ontology annotation, cellular component: cytoplasm; peroxisome; mitochondrion. Gene Ontology annotation, biological process: hydrogen peroxide catabolic process; response to hydrogen peroxide.